Tachysurus fulvidraco (yellow catfish) is the source of this 1221-nucleotide messenger RNA. RefSeq lists its product as uncharacterized. Lineage: Eukaryota; Metazoa; Chordata; Actinopteri; Siluriformes; Bagridae. The record is from RefSeq and is a predicted model, not a curated record. Gene Ontology annotation, cellular component: membrane. The coding region runs from base 133 to 990 and encodes 285 amino acids. The transcript has 10 exons.
GCUAGUCUGGGUCUCCCUGGAAACAGCGCGAUCGAGGGUAGACUUUGCCCUGCGUGUACCGUUUAUGGAACAGAGCUGCACCGAAGCCGAGAGUGAAAGGUUCCUAUUAACGAGAGCUCCUUGGAGACAUACAUGGAGAAGCCAGCGGUGGUAAACGGGGACCAGCUUCCCCCUCCUUACAACCCUACAUACCCCCAACCCUACACCCACGGACCCACGAAUGUCGGGGAGGCUGGAAUUUCCACAGUCACACAGAGUAGUUAUGAUGUCGGAACAGCAGACUUGAUGCCCCCAGAAUACACACAGUGCUUCGAGGAUGUUAACUGCUUCUCCGAAGCUUCUGUCCGACGAGGUUUCAUCAGGAAGGUUUACCUCACCCUUACGGUUCAGUUGCUGAUAACAGUUGGAAUAAUCUGUGCAUUCCUGUACUGGGAGACCCUGAAACUGUGGGUUUUACGCACCAAUUGGUUCGCCUACACCAUGAUGGGGGCAACACUAGCGCUUGUCAUUGUGCUUUCCUGCUGUGGUGAUGUACGCCGAAAGGUUCCCUUCAACUUCAUCUUUCUCGGGCUGUUUACUGUUGCAGAGGGUAUGCUGCUUGGAUCAGUGACUGUGUAUUUUAAUGCUGAGGCUGUUCUGUGGGCAGCAGGAGCCACUGCCUUUGUGUCCUUUGGUGUGAGUUUAUUUGCAAUGCAGUCUAAGUGGGACUUCACAAAAGUCACUGGAAGCGUUUGGGUUCUAUGCUGGACGAUGUUUACAUUCGGGUUUCUCUGUGCUGUCAUGAGAUCCCAGUUUCUAUACAUUGCUUAUUCAUCCCUGGGGACGCUGGUCUUCUCUGUUUACCUGGUGAUGGACACACAGCUAAUACUGGGUGGGAAACACAAAUACACCCUCAGUGCAGAGGAAUACAUUAUCGCUGCAUUGAACCUUUACCUAGACCUUGUAGCACUUUUCUUGAUGAUACUUCAGCUGAUCGGGCUCUGCCGUUAAUACAAGCAAAAAUUUACCAAUUAGAUCAAGAAGAAUGUUUAUUAAUAUCCGUGUCCUACAUCAGCUCUGCACUACUGCGAUUAUGUAUUUAUUUUUGACAGAAAACAUCUUUAUAAACUAAACUAUUUAUAUAAAUACAUACAAUAAUCAUUGCAUCAAUAAUCAAUAAUAACCACAUGCUAACUUGUAACUCAGGGAUUUUUACUGAUGCAUAAUAAACCUAUAAAUGAC